AGUGGAGGAAAAACUCUCUGUGUGAAAUGUAUUUACCGUUGAGCACAGGCUGACUUGACAUUACAAAGCAGCUCGUGUUAUGAGACAACAGAAGUACAGAUGUGGGUGAGAAGAUAAGAAGCCAUGUCCGCUCAAAGUACAAAGAAAAAAAGGUUUGGUUCACGGCGCCGGGCAGCAAACCAAAAUGAAAAACCUAAGGCUGAUGAGUUUGAGAUAACGGACAGUACCUUUAUUGCUCAACCCCACAUACCAGAAGAAAAUACUGAAUCACUAAAUGAAUUUGCAAGUGCUGAAAAUGUACAAUCUGAGGCACAACCUUCCCCUGAACUGUCAGGAAACAGACGAAAACUGGGGUCUAGUCGAAGACAUAAAAGACCGCAUGUUAAGGACUCGCAACACGACCCUGGAGAGGAAGUUGAGGAAAAGAUUAGGGGAAAGGAAACCAUCGAAACAAAUCAAAUGUCACUUACAAUACAACCUAAAAGCCAGGAAGAAUUAAGUCAGGGGACUGAGGAUGAUAUGUCUGCAACACAUGGCGUGCAUUUGUAUUCAGCCACUUCUCGUUAUUAUUCUUCUGAAAUUCAGAACUUAACAACAAACUACGCAGAGGCUGACCUGGAAAGUUUAAUUCCCAAAAGUGAAAAUCUGCAUGCAGACCUAGAUGAAAAUGAGAGCAGCUCCGAAGUGGUAUCUGACUCUUGUAUAGCAGAGGAGUACGUGCAAGAAGGAAAUGACAAAUCUAACACUCUUCACAGUGAGGACAUCAGACAAAGUGCACAUCUUGUUGGCAUCUCCGAGUUAACUAGUUCUGAUGUUUUUUCAUGUCAGAAAGUAGAUCAGCAGCUGAUUGACCAAUCUAAUACUAGCAAAAUGCCAGAUGAAAAACUUUCAGAUGUGGAUUCUGUAACAGAAAAAGAUGAUGACACAGAUUUGUCAAAGCAGGAUGGAAACUUACAGGGCAACUACAUAGUGAGUGAGUCACAUGGGGAUUCAGUAUCCAUGCAGUUUUAUAUCACACCAGAGAUAACUACAGAAAAAAUCAGCCCGAGAAAAAACACUGUUGGGCAAGCAACUAUUUCGUCACCAAAAGAGGAGUUGCCAACAGAUGAGGAACAAAAUGAGCACUUCAGCUUUUCUGAGGACAGAGGAACGCCUCAAUCAGAGGAUGCUAUGAAUAAAGUGCAUAAACAAGAGAUUAAGCCAACAGAAAUGCAUGAAAUCUCACCUGACAGUAAUAUACAUGAUGCCACAGAAAAUUCUGAAUUUAUUUCUGGAAACCUGGUAGACCAAACUGAAAUGAGUGAUACACACCAAUCUUUAUUGAUUUUAAAAGUUGAUGAUGAUUCUCCUACCUAUCAGGAACUUUCAAGUUCUGACAGCAAAUCACAUGAGCGUCCAACAAAAGAAAACUUUCAAGCUUUAGAGCAGAAUAAUGAGGAUUGCCAUGUUUAUGAAUUCAAGGAACCACCGAUCAGCAGCAAAGACAGAGUCAAUACUGCACUAGGUCAGGUGUCUGAGCUGGGAGGCCGAGUAGAGGAUGAUGUAAAACCUGCUGAACAAACAGGUCAUCAGGAGAAAGAAGGACUCUUAUCUGACAUGGAGGAGAGUGAAUCAUCGUUGCAAACUCUGCAAUCAGAAAUAAAUGUUCCUUUUGACUCCCAACAUCAGCAAAAUUACACUGACUUCCAUCCACUUGGGAACAGAAGAAAACUGGGGUUGAGCCGAAAAAAUAAAGGAAGACGUCAUGUCAAGGACUCUGCAGCUGAAUCAAACCAAGAGUCAACAGAGGAUUUUGUUGGAAAUACCAAGAAUCACGAAUUCCUUCAACUAACAGAAAUGACAUUAACAACAGAGAUAGCAGUGCAGGAAGAAAUAAAUGAAACCAUGCUGGAAGGAAAGGACAAAUUUGACACUGCUCAGACUGAAGAUGUUAGUGAUCAAGUUCAUGAAAAUGCAAAUGUUGCCACACUUGUUGGCUCUGACUUACAUGCAAGUUCAACAGUAGAUCAGCAAAUGAUCAAGGAAUCAAAUUUCUGGGAGAUACCAGAUGAAGAACUUCCCAAUGUGUCCUCUGCACCAGAAAAAGAAAGCAAGGAAAGAGAGGAGGACACAGAACUGCUCAGACAGGAUGAAAAUGUACAAACCAACUAUUUGGUGAGUGAGGACAUAGAGUCUUCUGUUGCAUCAGAGAUAACCACAGAUAAACACAACCCCAGAGAGCAAACAGAACCCGAAUCCAGUGUUGAACGAGAAAUAUCUUCAUCAACAAAACAGGAGCUGCCCACAAAUGAGGAACAAAAUGAAAUUUUCCAUUUAUCUGAAGACAAGGGUGAUCAUAAGUCAGAGGACACUGUAAACGCACUGCAUAAAGAGGAGAUAAAGCCAGCCCAAAUGCAAGAAAUGCCUCAAAUUCAUUGCUCACCUGAAAGUGUAAAACAUGAAGCCACAGAAAAUUCUGAAAUCAUUUUUGGAAAUCUGACAGAUCAAACUGAAGUCAAUGACACACACCAAUCUUUAUUGAUUGUGAAAAUUAAUGAUGAUUCUCCAACCAAUCAGGAACCUUCAAGUCCUGACAGCAAACUGGAUGACCAUACUCCAAAAGAACACAACUCUGAGGUUUUGGAGCAGAAAAAAUGAGGAUUAUCAUGUAUAUGAUACCAAGAAACCACCAAUCAGGGACAUAGACACAGUAGACACUGCACUAAAUCAGGUGUCUGAGCUGGAAGGCCGAGUAGAGGAUGAUGUAAAAACCUGCUGAACAAACAGGUCAUCAGGAGAAAGACAGACUUUUCUCUGAAAUGGAGGAAAGUGAAUCCUCUUUCCAAACUCUGCAAUCAGAAAUAAAUGUUCCUUUUGACUCCCAACAUCAGCAAGAUUACACUGACUUUCAUCCACUUGGGAACAGAAGAAAACUGGGGUCGAGCCGUAGAAAUAAAGGAAGACAUACUGUCAAGGAUUCUGCUGCUGAAUCGCUCCAUAAACACAAAGAGGAGGAUGUUGAAAGAGCUAAUGAAGCCUUUGAAACAACACAAAUGUUUUUGGCAAUAGACAGAACAAGUCAGGAAGAAUUAGGUCAAGGGAGCAGGCAGGAUGUGCCUUUGAUAACUGCGUCUGGCUAUUCUUCUGGUGUUCAGAGCCGCACUACAACAAACUAUACAGAGGCUGACCUGGACUUUUUAAUUACUAAAGGUGAAAAUCUUCAAGAGGAUCAUUAUGAAAGAGAGACUGAUGUCUCUAAAGUGGAGGUGUUGGAUGAAUCAGCGGGAGCCAAGCUGGAAGGAAUGGACAAAUCUGGCACCCUUUGGAGACAAGAAGUCGAAGGAGCUGAACAGUCAGAAGAUGCUGUUAAUAAAAUGGCUAGAUUGGAGAUCAAGCCAACUGAAAUGCAAGUAAUGUCUCAAACUGAUUAUUCAUCAGAAAGGUUAUUACAUGAUGCAGCAGAAAAUACUGAAAUCAAUUCUGAAAACCUGACAGAGCGAACCGAUGUCAGUGACACUCACCAAUCUGAGUUGAUUGUGAAAAGUGCUGAACAUCAUCCUGCCAGACAGGAAAUUUCAAAUAAUGACAGACAGGGUGAGCAUCACAUAAAAGAAAGUAACUUUGAGGACUUGGAG
This is a messenger RNA of Plectropomus leopardus (leopard coralgrouper), 3614 nucleotides long. Lineage: Eukaryota; Metazoa; Chordata; Actinopteri; Perciformes; Serranidae. The record is from RefSeq and is a predicted model, not a curated record.